AUGCGUUUCACUUCUGUUGUUUCCGCAGUGGUUUUGGCUGGUGCUGCUACCGCUGCCAUGCCUGCGCAGGAAGUGACCACCAACAUCGACAAGAUCACCGAGUUGUCAUCUCAGACCAACGAUAUUGCUGAGAAAAUUGGUGUUACCAAUUUCUUCUCUACUGCUCCUCAAGUCGUGAACAACUUCAAGGAUAUUAUCGAGACUGCCACUAAAGAUAUUGCCGCUAUGAAGAAAUCCGACAAGAGAUCUCUCAAGGCCCGUCAAGAAUGCUUGAACCUGACCAACCCCGAGCAAUGUCUUAAUGACCUCGAGGACAUCGUGGAAGACCCUAGUGAGAUCCUGGGAUCUAAGAAGAAGCGCCAAGAUCCCGGCUACAGUGAUUCUGACCAAAAUGCUAUCUGCACUUCCUUCCGUGGAUUUGUGCAGGUUCACCAGCAACUUCUGUCUACUGUGAUCGGCAAGCAUGGUAUUCUCAGCUUGACCCCUUUCACCAAGCCAAUUGCUGCUGUCCUUGAGCAACUGGAAGGUGGUGUUGAUACCCUCGCUUUCCUUAUUAUCGAUAGUGUGCCCACUUGUGCCGAGGAUGCCACUUCCAACAAGAAUAUGCUGGAUAAGUCCCUUGAGAAGGCCCAGGACACCUACAAAGACUAG
This is a messenger RNA of Penicillium angulare, 651 nucleotides long. RefSeq lists its product as uncharacterized. Bases 1 to 651 code for a protein of 216 amino acids. NCBI's taxonomy places the organism in Eukaryota, Fungi, Ascomycota, Eurotiomycetes, Eurotiales, Aspergillaceae. The record is from RefSeq and is a predicted model, not a curated record. The transcript is spliced from 3 exons.